Molecule: messenger RNA, 9093 nt
Organism: Bradysia coprophila
Lineage: Eukaryota; Metazoa; Arthropoda; Insecta; Diptera; Sciaridae
Gene: RhoGAP15B
Product: RhoGAP_ARAP and RA_ARAPs domain-containing protein RhoGAP15B
Biological process (GO): signal transduction; positive regulation of GTPase activity
Cellular component (GO): cytoplasm
Molecular function (GO): GTPase activator activity; phosphatidylinositol-3,4,5-trisphosphate binding
Source: RefSeq, a predicted model, not a curated record
AACGUUUUAAAUGUCAAACGAAAAGAAACAACAAAAAAAAUGGUCGUCUCUCCAACUUAUGAUUCAUAUCGCGCAAGUUCAAUUCACUCAGACGAAAAAGAUCAUUUACGUUUUGUUAUUAUCGCCAACCAUAUCCGAAAAUAAGUUUUACGUUAAACUAAUUGAUUUCGAUGCGUGACUAAAUCAACCAAAAAUGUUGUAUUUUGGCUGGAUGUAACAGUAAAAGUGAAAGUGAAUUUUAAGAAACAAAACUGCAAAUGAAUGGGAACGAGAAAGAAAAAAAAAGUUUUGAUCGACCAACACCUUAAAACCAUUAUUGAGUGUUAACUGUUAAGAAUGAAAUUGUGAUAAGGACACCAACAAAGACUUAAGGAUUUGUGGAUUAAAUUUGUGAUUUAUUAAUAAACUGGAUAGUCUAAUCAGUGUACGCAAUUUAUUGUUAACAAUUUCUAGUGUUCUUUGUCUUCGAAAAAAAAUAAUUUUUUCUACUAAAACCACAAAAACGACAAAAGUGUGAUUCUGUCAACAGUUGAACAUUCAUCGGCAAUUUACUUAGUACCAGGAACUAACAUGAUUCCUUUCUAACUGGCCAUUGAUCUGCUGCAAUUAUGGACAAAAUGGAUAAAACCAAUCAAAACACCGUUCCAGUUCCAAAACCUCGCAACAAUUCGCAGUCAACGGCAGACGCGUCGAAAACAUCCUACGAAAAUGUGUCGAUCGAUCUUAUCAACAAAUCGAUCAACAUCAACGCCGACAAUCUUCAGAAUAGCGUCAAGCCAAAAGUCCAAGACAAAACGUUCAUACUUCCAUCGGUGAAUAAGGCAGAACCGUACCGGAAUGUGAUCAGCGAAAUGAAUAAUUUAAACAACAACAUCAAGAAUAACACAAAAAGUUCGGAAGAGUCGAACAAACUUAGCAAUUUAAAUGAAAAUCCACCGAAACCGAUUCCCGCACCGCGACGCAUGGUCCAUGAACAAGUCUACGAGAAUGCGAUCGAGUCGUGCAGUGGUGCUACGAAUUUCUAUUUAAAGGAAACAUCGUCCGGCGCUGUGAGUAAGACACAAAACGUUGCUAGAAAGGCACCGCUUCCACCGGAGAAUGUUGAGGUGAAAACUCCACAAAAGGAGGUUAUCAAACCAGAAAGACGACGGAGAAGUGUUACAUCAAGUGCCGUGGAUGAUGUGGACUUUGUGACGAAACCCUCUCUAGUUAAAUCAACUUCCACCACUUCAAUGAAUUCAACUAACAGCACCAACUCAUCGGAAACAUCGCCGAAAUAUAACAAUCCGUCGCCUGGAGCUCUUCUCAAAUCGAUAAGCGCUACGUCAAAGCUUCUAUCCGAAUCAAUAUCUGAACGGGUCAACAUAAAGACGAAGGAGGCAAGACAUAAAUUCGACAAAAUCCAAAAGUCUUCCCGAGAAAAGUUAAGCGAAACGACCAAAACAGCAACGUCGAAGCUCAAAAAUGUUCGCAUGAAAUUGGGCGACAAUUUUUCGCUGGGACGACAUGAACCGAAAAUGCCACAGUUUUCACCAGAUCGACCGCAAACGGUGCCGCCAAACGAUCCAAUUUUCAAUUCGAUCACAUUUCACAGUCCCCUCAAAACUAAGUCAAACAAUUCGUACAAUUUAGCCACAGCUGAAUCAUCCUAUGAGAUUCCGAAACCGGCAAGGUCGUGCGUAUCCGAAUUCCAUGACGACUCAUUUCUACCAACAUAUGAGGAGAGCCAAGAAGCUCAUCUAUCUAGAGAGCAAUCAUCAAGUCCGGCAGCCGUCAGUACCCAAUCAGACCCUUUCAUCCGGAAUUCGAAUUUAACUCAGAGUCUCACAUCCAGUCGACUAUUGGAGCAGAGUCCACUUCCAGCGAUACGAAUCAAAAAUAAGAGCGAAACAAAUCUAAGUGAAAAUGUCGCAUCGAGUAGCUCCUUAUAUCCAUCCUUGUCGCCAAUCACCGAUGAUCUUCCAUGUCCAAAUUUUCCGCCGCCGGUGUUGAACAAUUCAUCCGACGGUGUCUAUGGAAAAUUGAUAAAAUCAAAUAUUUCCAGUAGCACGGACAGCGACUCGCCAGUACGGGCACCAACUCGUACAAAACGUCGGAAGGACUACGAAACCACGGAGAUUCGUUCGAAACCACCGCGUCAACUCGACAACAUUUCGACCAGGGCUACAAUAGAUUCGGAUGAAUUUGUCGUGUCGGCCAGGAACCCCUUGGAACGACUACCGAGAGUGUUUUCGCGCGAUGUUUCGCAUGACCUUAGCGAAAAAGUACGAUCCGCUAAAUCAGUCGACGAAAAUCCAAUGAAAAGCGAUUCAUGGUCCUUCUACGAUGUGAAUAAUGACGACGAUCGAAACAGUUCGCCGGAACCAAUCUAUGCCAAUGAUGUGAAUUGCGAUGUGAUGGAACCACUUUAUGGCAUGAUCUGUGAUAUGGAGUCGACGGAUGGAACGCUGUUGAAGCCUCAAAGCGUUCCCCGGAAAAGGACGACACAUCCGAAAACAAUAGACGAGGAAUCCAGUAGUGAUGUGAUUCGUGAAUUUGAUCCACUCAUAGUGUCAACGGUGGACGAAAUAUUUGCAAAUCGAAGCAAUGAGCUGCUACUGCUAGAGACUCUUCUGGGCGAAGGAACUUAUGGUCCGGUUGAUAAUAACAGCAAUGAUGAUCACGAUGCCGAUAGUUCUGAUUUGACGGAUGAUGAUGAAGAAGUGCACAGUAGCAGCGCAGUGCCACAACCACCGAAACGUCAAGAUUCUUUAAAUGUGCCAAUAUCGUCACCAAAACUGACCAAGUCAAACACUGCCGAUACUCAAAACCGUCCGUCAGUAAUUAUUCAUCAGAACAUGAGUCUCAGAGCAGACAGCAUGGAAAACAUGCUAGAUGAAGAUACGGCUGUUGCGCCAUUUUUAGCAAAGUGUGACGAAGAAACGCCAGUACCUUCCUCCGUUGAUUUGAGUCGACCAACACCGUCUCAAUCAAAUUGGUUUAUCAAUGACGAGGAGUCAGAAGGUGCCGCAUCAGCUCCAGCACCGAGCACAUCCAACAAUCAAGUCAUCGUGCCAAGGAAGAAACGAGAGGAAAAGUCAUCGGAAAAAGUCAUAAAAAAUGUACUCAAACCACCUGCACCACAUGUGAAAGAUGAAAAACCGCCAUAUGAUCCCCCAUCGUAUAGCGAAGCCGUUGGUGAAGGUCAAAGUGGUGAGAAGUCGGCACAGAAGUCAUCAAUGAAGUCGAUGUUCUCGAAUGUUUUAAACAAAAUGGAAAACUUAAGCAUCAAACGGAAGCCCAGCUUCAAGGGCUCGAAAAAUGACGUGAAAACUCUAAUUGAAAUGAUUCCGAAGCCUCCACUAACCAGCCGACUAAUUCUACAUGAAGGGCAUCUGAUUCGCCUUCCAUCUGGAGUCGUCGACGAUAUAUUGAAGGAACAGCACUUCCGCAAGGCGUACAUCCGGGAGCGAAAGUUCCAAGCCUAUUUCGACAAGGAAUUGAAAACGGCAAAAGAGAACUUUCCACUUGAGCACAUAACAACCGUGCAAUGUGUCAGCACGCACAAGUUUACGAACAAUUCGAUGGACGUUCACUGUUUCGAAAUAACCACAUCGGUUCCCAAAGGCCAGUCGUUCAGUAUGUCGAAUCCGAAUGUUGUCAUGUCGAAUUCGGAUUCGGGUAAUGCGAAAAGCAUUCGAGUGUGUCAUCUGUACGGCGUUGGCAAGGAAUCGGAACGGUAUGUCUGGAUGCAAAAAUUGUUGGACAGCAUGACAGACGUUUUCCCGACGGGAUACACUUGCAAAUUCUACCGCGCAGGAUGGUGUUAUCUUAAGAAUUCCAUAACAUCACAGUGGUCCGGUGCAUGGAUUCUCUUGCAGAAGCAUAAACGAAAGUUGGUAUUCUACUCGAAUGCGGACAUGAAUCUGGAAUGUAUGGACUUACGCAAGGCACGGUGUUUGGUACUUAAAGACAGCGAUGAUUCCAUCAAAAACUUGCACAUUGAAGCGGGACCCAUGCUGAUGAUUGAUUGUCCACCGUUUUCGAUGUACAUGAUAAUGGCAUCACCUCGCGAGACCAAGGUAUGGCGCCACAUUAUCAAAGAAGUAGCACACAACAACGGUCCAUCGUUGAAGGAACAACAACUUACGAAAGACGAUGUGCCGGUCAUUGUGGACAAAUGCAUCAAUUUCAUUUAUGCGCAAGGCUCGAUGUCCGAAGGCAUAUACCGAAAGUCUGGCUCGGAGAAUUCAAUCAACAAACUGCUGAAACUGUUCCGAACAGACGCAUUCAGUGUACAAAUCACCCGGACCGAGUACAAUGAGCACGAUGUGUCGAAUGUGUUGAAACGAUUCAUGAGAGAUUUGCCGGAACGAUUGCUGGGAAAAUAUUCGGCCAGUUUUAUUAGUGUAACAGAAAUGAGAACGAAGGCAGAGAAAAUCAAGGCUUACAAGGAACUUCUAUCCCGUCUACCGACGAUCGAGUACCACACUUUGAAGAAAUUGAUCGGACAUUUGCAGUUCAUCCAAUCGCAAAAGAUCCGAAACAAAAUGGGAGUCGACAAUCUGGCGAUUAUAUGGGGACCGACGCUUCUGCAAGAUAAGAACACCGAAAUGCAAUAUUCCCAAAAGGAAGCUGAUGUCAUCAUCGAAUUGAUCUGCCUGUACAAGAAUUUGUAUCAUUUGACCAGCGACGAACUGGCAAAGGAACAGAUAAUGCUGUCAGUUCUACAGAAGUAUCAUGCAGCGGCUGAAAAUCUCUCCGAUUCGGUAAAACAUUCCGGCGAUUUAAAGGUGUGGAUUACACUGGAUGAAGAUCCAGACAACGAGACCGAGGAAAAGCCACAAGUCAACGUAACGCUGACACCCACAAAGACUGUCUACGAAGUGUGCAAGGAAUUGGCAUCGAAAAUGAACCGAGCUCCGUUUGCCAUCACAUUGAGCGAAAUCAUACUGAACGGUGCACUGCAGCGGCCAUUACAUUAUUCCGAAAAACUGUUCGACGUUGUGCUGAAGUGGUCCUACUGGCCGGAAGCCGAUCGAAAGGACAAUUUUCUUCGGCUACGACCGAUGAAGUUUCUGAGAGACGUCGAACGAGCAUUGAAAAAUCUGCCAAGUGUCUCGCCGAACAAAGAAUUGAAAUUUGCCGAUUGCAAAAGCAAAUCGUUCAAGUCGUACACGCUGGAACUGGUCGGCGACCAGAUCACGGUGAUGAAGAAGGAAAAGAGUGCGGUGAUUAAGGUUAAGGAAAUUAAUUUGAGACAUGCAACUGCUUACAUUGGCUGUGAAAAGAAACGUGACUUCCAAUUGCGAUGGGCCAUCACCCUGAUCGAAACGGAUCCGAACACAAAUAUCAUGAGAACAAGAGAUUCACCGUACAUCGGUCAUGUCAUUGCCGGUACGAACUCCAACGACUCGCUGGUCUGGUAUUCAAGCAUUUUGCAUAGUUUGCAUGGUGAUAAUAUUAUGCCAAAUCCAGAGAUCGUAAUCGAAUAGUGGGGAAUCGAUGCGAUGAGUGCCGGACGAUUUAUGGUGGCAGGACAGUUAUUUUACCGGUCGAGAGUCAAGCAUCGAAUUGUAGGCGAGAGAUUAAAUUUUUGAAAAUUACUGGAACUUCAGGUCGAAUUUGAGGUCCGGUUAAAGCCUCUUGAAGUAGGUGCAAAAAAAAAACGGAGUCUGGCAACACUGCAGCCAAGGUUAGAUACGUUUUUGUUGCAACUACUUUCCCAACUUCUUCAGGGGGUUCCGGUUAACCCAACAAUGUUUUCGAAUUAGUGAUGACUCAACAGAAGGAAAUUUUUCGGUGAGACUUUCUUCUUCAUAGACACGUUCUCAUCACUUGUAAAUGAUCGUUCGUGCUGAAACCUGAUCUAAAUCCACCUUGUUCGACUGGUUGGUAGAAGUCGAACUUUUUCGUGUUCCUUUUUGUGAUGAUUUUCAUGAAUAGCUUGUACAGUGUUGAUAAAAGACUUAUGGGCCGGUAAUUUUCUAGCUUUGUUAUGUCCCCUUUUUUGUGCAGUAAUGUGAUCUCUGCAUUUUCCCAUGCUUCCGGGAUUUUUUCCCAUUGGAGGCACUGAUUGAACAAAGCCGUUAUUGCACUUAAUAGGGAGUCUCCACCUAGUUUAAUGGCUUCGAUGGGAACACCAUCUUCACCAGGUGACUUUUUGUUUUUCAUUUCGUUGACUGCAGCCUUUACUUCUUCAACAAGUAUGUCAGGCAGAUCUUCUGAUCCUACGUUCCUAACGACUGGUCUGUCUUCUUCUGUCGUAGAAUUCGGGUUGGGACGUUUCGAUGAAAACAAAUCUUCAUAAUAUUCUUUGGCGAUAUCUAAUAUCGUAUUUCGGUCCGAUUGAAUCGUUCCUGUUUUGUCUCGUAAUUUGAAGAUUUCUUUCUUCACAUUCAUCAGUUUGGAUCGUAAGACUUUCAUGUUGCAAUUCGCUUGAAUCGUAUUUUGAGCCAGUUGGACGUUAUAUUUCCUUAGAUCUGAUCUCAUUGCCUUGAUUGUCUUGAUAUUCAUUGACUUCGAAAAAGCUUUUGAUUCAGUUGAAACAUGGUCGAUAUGGGACUCAUUGGACGAAUGUAGAGUGGACUCAAGGUACUCCAAGGUGCUCCAAUAUGUGUACGAAAAUGCUACGUCAUGUAUUAAACUUCAUGAGAACACGACGAAAUUCAGGCUAGGUCGAGGUGUAAGACAGGGUGACACCAUCUCACCGAAACUGUUCACAUCAGUCCUGGAAAGUGUUUUCAAGAAAUUAGACUGGAGCAAAAAGGGAAUUGACAUAAAAGGAGAAUUCCUUAGUCAUCUCCGUUUCGCAGAUGACAUUGUCCUAGUCGCCCUAAAUCUAUACCAAGCACAAGUCAUGUUAGAAGAGUUAAAUGAAGAGGCUAACAAAGUUGGUCUCAAGAUGAACUUAUCUAAAACGAAAAUCAUGACAAACAUUGACGACGACAGACAAAUAAAAAUUGGAGAUACAGUUAUUGAAAGAGUCGACAGCUAUGUAUACCUUGGUCACAAACUGAAAUUACGUCUAGACAACCAAACUGCAGAAAUCAAGCGUAGAAUUGGUCUUGGAUGGGCAGCUUUCGGGAAACUCAGCCUGAUUUUCAAAAGCAAAAUGAAUAAUAGUCUAAAACGGAAAGUUUUCGAUAGGUGUGUCCUUCCAGUGUUGACAUAUGGAGCAGAAACGUUAACAUUAACCAAAGCAUCUGAAAAUAAGUUGAGAGUGGCACAAAGAGCCAUGGAACGAAGUAUGCUUGGAAUUACACUCAGAGACAAAAUGACAAACUAAUGGAUCAGUGCCGGACUGGCUCAAAAAAGCCCUUCGGGCGUUGUAUGGAGAAAUUUUUCAAAAGGCCCUUCGUUGUCAUUUAUCCAUACAAAAAUCAAAAGGCCCUUUGGGAAUCGCCCGAACGCCCAUAGGACCAGUCCGGCACUGCAAUGGAUUCGCCAACAAACAAAAGUCGUUGAUGUCAUGGAAAGAAUUGCGUCUCUAAAGUGGAGUUGGGCAGGACAUAUUGCAAGAAGGACAGAUGACCGUUGGACCAAAGCCAUCAUGGACUGGAGACCCCCCACAACAAGACCUGUCGGAAGACCACCAGAGAGAUGGACAAACGGAAUAAAGAAAUACAUCAAAGGUACAUAUGGACACACGAACUGGCAACAAGUGGCAAUGGAUCGUACAACAUGGAAAAAUUUAGGGGAGGCCUACAUCCAGCAGUGGAUACAAACAGGCUAAAGAAGAAGAAGAAGAAUAGACAUGGAUAGUUGGCCCUCGGUAGUUGACCAAUAAAAUUGACGAUAGUUUCCAUCUAAGAAUUAGCAACCUCAAAUUGAGGUUCUCAAUUCUAACCUGAUUUCAGCAGUUUUUGUUGUCGUUUCCAUUCAUUGUUACACUCAAUAGAAAAUUGGUGUUGUCGCUUUGGUUCACAUUUUUGUCUACUGUCUAAUAAAAUUUAGAAGCUCUAACAAGCAUGAACAAUUCAUUGUACACUACAACUGACACUCGGUGAGAAUUUGCUCGUUCGAUUAUCAUCACGUCAUUGAAUUACAGUACAAAGGAUAUGGUCGGCAAGGCAUUUGAGAUGAUCAAAAACCGAAAACAUGCACUUUUCUUACAAAAAUUUCUCCAGUCACACGAGCCGUACAGGGUCGUGUGGGGUGUCAUUGGAAAGGUAAUUGCAUGUACUUCCGGGAUAAAUAUGGUCUAAUUGGGUUUGAAAUGCAUCCACACUGAUAUAUAUGCAGUUGAAGUUUUCGUCAGAAAAGAGACUGAAAACUUUCAUUUUUCUUACAGACAUUUCUCGGUGUACACGAAACGUUCAUGCUCGUGUAACUGAGAAAUUUCUGUAUUUUUGGAAGUGGUUUUGGCUUCUAGGUCGAACCUCUUUUCCACUGGAAAAUGCAUCCGAUUUCGGUCGACUGUUGUUCAAAAGAAUUUCCGUGACCUUUUCAGUCUUUCGCUUGAAUUCGCUACGAAGAAAAAUUUCAAAAAAAAUAUUUUACUCUUGUUCCGUACAUUAAACAGAGCUUAAGUUAAAAAAACCGAUAUUUUUCCGCCUAAAUGUAGGCUAGAUAUUUGCAAAGGAUCCAUUGUUCAUAACUUAUGAUUCAAGUUUGGCCUCAAUAAGAACUUGAAUCAUAAUCACAACAGUAGCUCGUGUAUGCACCGAAUGUUUGACUCUCGAAAUUAUUAGUAUCCAACUCUCUGUCUCUUGAACAGAUAGAAAGACAAAAAUGUUAGAGGAAUUUGCUUCGAAUAUUGAAAUCCAUAUAAUAAAUGUAACGGGUGUGUUUAUGUACUCGAAUCGAUUGAAUAAUUUUUAUUUAAGUCAAAUUCAAGCAAAUUCAAAAUUUCGUGCGUUUAUUACACGUUACAUUAUCCAUUUUCGUUUAACUUUUAGUUUAAUUUUAUGCAAAACAUUUUUUUGAUAUCAAAUGAAAAUUCGUUUUUUUGUAAUAAAAAAGAAAAGAAAUUAUUUUAUAGGUCGAUGGGAUGUUGAAUUUUUUUUAUCGAAAAUUUUAUUGUAUUUUACACAAUUUUUAAAAAAAACAUAGACAAACAUUAUAUUUACAGCCAUUGCUAUAUUGAUUAAAUAAUAAAGAAAUUUAAAGAAA